Molecule: messenger RNA, 2268 nt
Organism: Rasamsonia emersonii CBS 393.64
Lineage: Eukaryota; Fungi; Ascomycota; Eurotiomycetes; Eurotiales; Trichocomaceae
Product: Acetylornithine deacetylase
Exons: 1
Coding region: 1-2268 (755 amino acids)
Molecular function (GO): hydrolase activity
Source: RefSeq, a predicted model, not a curated record
AUGUCUACGCGAAGACCAAUCUACUUCAACGCCGCUGCAGCCUCCGAAACUUGCCCUCCUGUCCGCGUACCGGGCUUGGAUUCAUUCCAUCGCAGUCUGCCAAACUACUCUCCAACACCCUUGAUCUCACUCCCUGGUCUUGCGGCUGAACUUGGCGUUCGGGCGGUCCUGGUCAAAGAUGAAAGCAACCGGUUUGGCCUGCCUUCCUUCAAGAUCCUGGGAGCGUCCUGGGGUGUUUUCCAAGCUGUAACAUCACGACUCGGACUGCCGCCAACAGUGAGCCUGGAAGAACUGUCGAAGAGCACGAAAACAGCACAAAUCGCCUUGUUUACUGCCACGGAUGGAAACCAUGGGAGAGCAGUCGCUUUCAUGGCGAAAAUCCUCGCGCUGGAAGCGCACAUAUUUGUUCCCAAGUCAGUGGAUGAGAACUACCGAAGCCAGAUCAGCGCAGAAGGCGCACACGUCCACGUCGUCAAUGGGGACUACGAUCGAGCCGUGCAGGAGGCUGCUCAGGCUUCCAAUGCUGCCGAGGGCGGCCUCCUAGUCCAAGAUACCUCCUUCCCUGGGUACGAGGAGAUCCCGACCUGGAUCGUCGAAGGCUAUUCCACCAUGCUGAACGAGGUCGAAGCGCAACUCGCGGACUUGGGCUUGCAGGGCACUGUCAUGACGACUCCUGUUGGAGUGGGAUCUCUCGCACAGGCUGUCGCUCAGCAUUGCAAAUCCCGUCCCAGACCCGUUGCUGUUAUCGCAGUAGAGCCGGACACAGCAGCAUGCCUAUACCAGAGUUUGAAGGCUGGCAAGUCGGUGUCGAUCAAAACGUCCUCCACCAUCAUGGAUGGAAUGUGCUGCGGGACCCUGUCCAUCACCGCCUGGGAUUAUCUACGCAGGCUUGUGGAUGCCAGCGUCACGGUGUCUUGCUAUGAAAGCCACUGUGCUGUUCAAUACCUAGCGUCCCAGUCUGUGGCGGCUGGGCCCUGUGGAGGCGCCACCCUUGCUGCGUUGAGACACCUGGCCUCGACGCAGCAGACGAUAGUGCCGUUGAACAAGGACGCCGUUGUGGUUCUGCUGAGCACUGAAGGGCCUCGCUCGUACCCGAUCCCUGCGGAUGUGUCGCUCGACGACCCGGUCGCUCUGACGCAGACACUCACCAGAAUCGAUUCGUCCAGCCCGACGCUCUCAGUCUCAGACGGAGCUGGUGAGACCAGGAUUGCUGAUUACAUAGCUGCUUGGCUCGAGCACCGAGGGAUCGAGAACCACCGCGUUGAAACGACACCCGGCCGUCCAUCUAUUGUCGGAGUCCUUCGUGGCACUGGCGGGGGAAAGUCGUUGAUGCUGAACGGCCAUUCAGACACGGUCAGUCUAGCUAGCUACGACCGAGAUCCGCUGUCUGGUGAGAUUGUUGAAAAAGACAACCGUCAAGUGGUCGUAGGAAGAGGCAGCCUUGACAUGAAAGGAGGCUUAGCUGCUGCCCUGAGCGCAAUGUUGGCCGUGAAGGCCAGUGGUCAGUCGCUGCGUGGCGACGUGAUCCUUGCAGCGGUUGCGGACGAGGAAGAUGCCUCUCUGGGGACGAAGGAUAUCAUCGACGCAGGAUGGCGGGCCGACGCUGCUGUGAUCCCGGAACCGACCAUGUUGGAGCUCAUUGUCGCUCACAAGGGGUUCGUCUGGGUCGAAGUGGACAUCCUCGGCGUCGCUGCGCAUGGCUCGCAACCUGCGCUGGGGGUCGACGCGAUUCUCCAUGCCGGAUGGUUCCUGAGUGCACUGGAGGCCUAUCAGCGAACCCUUCCCACGGACGACGUACUAGGUCCGGCUUCGCUGCACUGUGGGCUGAUCCGAGGCGGCGAAGAACCGUCGUCGUAUCCAGCCAAGUGCACGGUGACGAUUGAAUUCCGCACGAUUCCCUGUCAGACGGAGAAAUCGAUCCUGCACGACAUGAAGACAUUACUGGCGAACAUCGCACAGGAAAAGCCCGAAUUCCGCUACGCCGAACCGCGCAUCACCUUGUCGCGUCCAACGCAGAAACUGGCCGCCGACCAUCCCUUGGUGCAGAAGACCGCCACGAUCGCAACGCCCAUCCUGGGGCAUCGCCCUCCUGUCGGCAGUCUGGCGUUCUGGUGCGAUGCCGCGCUCCUGAGCGAGGUCGGCGUCCCUGCUAUCGUCUUCGGUCCGGCCGGUGCGGGUCUUCAUGCCAAGGAGGAAUAUGUCGAUGUGGAAAGUGUCAAGAAGACAGAGGCGGUUUUGGUCGAGUUGAUUAAGGAGUUUUGUGGGUAG